Molecule: messenger RNA, 1105 nt
Organism: Caenorhabditis angaria
Lineage: Eukaryota; Metazoa; Nematoda; Chromadorea; Rhabditida; Rhabditidae
Source: the annotation of a GenBank genome assembly
AUGGAUUUGGAACAAAAUAAAAACUGUGGUAAAGAGCAACAAGAAAACAUCGUGAGUUACUAAUAUCUAAUUUUUAUUCAAAAACAUUUUCCAGAAAUUUCAAAAACUGAAAUUAUGGUUGAAAUACAUUGCUACAUUUGUAAUCAGUAAAGAGCAAAGAAAACAAGUUUAUUUCGGGAUCAACAAAAAAACAUGGAUGCAUUUACCAACUUUUAUAGUUUUAAUGACUAUUUUUCAGGUUAGUUUUCUUUUAUUUUUCCCAUAUUUGAAAUUCAGUUUACAUUUCAGUUAUCAAUAUAUACAUACUACGAAUUACAAGUUUUCUCUCUUCCAGCUAAUGAUCAAAUUAUGAUACAGAGGUAUUCACAUUCAUUAUUCAAAAAAGUAUUGAAGUUAUUUUUAGAAAUACUCAUCACUUUGGAAUAACAAUUUGGCGACUUUUCACUAAUGCAUUAAUUUAUUCUGGGAAAUAUCGUCUGUUGAAAAAUAUGAGUAUUCAAAUACUGUUUGGAAUUCCAUUAGAAAUAGCUUUCAGUGCUAUGCAUAUUAUUCCGCUUUACGUCGGUGGAAUACUGUUUACUGAUAUUUUUCUGAAAGCAGUAUGGGCGAGAUGGAUUGAUAAUAUUGGAUAUUCAAGCGGUGCUUUUGCUCUUGUUUUUGCUCAAAUAUCAAACCUCGUUGUGGUAAGAGCUAUUCAUUUUUUUAAACAUAGGAAAUGUAUUUUCAGAACAAUAAAGACAUACCUUUCUAUUUUGUUCAAUUGUUUUUCAUCUCCAUUUAUGUUAUCUCCGAGUUUGUAGAAAAUGUUUAUUAUAACGAUGGUACUCCAAAAAUAUACUGUGUUUAUAAUCUAUAUAUCUUCGCAGCAGUUUACGGUUUUAUAUAUGGUUUAUGCAUUAUAUGCUACAAAAAAGUGAGUUAUCUCAAGUUAAAAAUAUGUAAUAAAAAUUUCCAGAAAACUUCUCGUUGGAACACUGCUCGAGUAAUAAUAUUAUCCAUAUUCUUCUCGUGUUUGGCUGUUGCUAUUCUCAAAGUUUAUUUCGGAAACUAUAGGAAGUUUUUCGCAGAUCCUACUCCAAUUUUCCUUCAACAAAACCUUGCUUAG